UGCCGCAGGCAUGGACUUUGCCUACAGAUUAACCUUAUUGUUUUCCAUAGCUGCCUUUGUGGGGACUGCAGAUGCCGAGAACCCGGGGUUGGUGGUGAGAGUCACACAGAAAGGACUGGACUAUGCCCUUCAGGAAGGUGUGAUUGCAUUGCAGCAGCAACUAUCCCACAUUCAGCUGAAAGAUAUAUCAGGCACCUAUGGCCUUGGGUUCCUCGGACAUGCAAAUUACAAAUUUUUUAGCAUGAAUUUAGGAAAUGUCCAGUUGCCCGGUUUCCAAGUCAGUCCCAUUCCAAAUGUUGGUCUGAAGCUGUCUACGUCUGGAGGUUUUUUCGAAGUUAAUGGACGAUGGGAUGUUCGCUAUUCAUUUAUACAUGAAGACGGCACUUUUAAUCUCAAAGUUGGGGGGCUCGGCAUGUCUAUUGGACUUAAUUUGAGAAAUAUUGAACAUGGAAAACCAACAGUUUCCGUAGCAGACUGCAGCUGCCGUAUUGCCAAUGUUGAGGUGCACAUGUCUGGAACCAUAGGUUGGUUGGUUGAACUUUUCCACGGUGCAGUUGAAUCGGAAAUAAGAAAAGAAUUGGAGAACAAGAUCUGCCCAGAGGUUAAUAAAUUUAUUAAUUCUGACGUGUCAUCCUUUCUCCGCAAUCAACCAGUGAAUAAAAAAAUUGACCACAUAUCUGGCCUUGAUUACUCUCUGAUGGGACCUCCUUCUGUGAUGGCAAAUUGGGUUGAUGUUUUUGUAAAGGGGAAAUUCUACGGGAUGAGUCAUAUCCAUCACCCUCCAAUAUUUGCUCCGCCCCUCACACCCCCGGCGAUGUCGCUGCCUCCAGAACAAGAUCACAUGGUUUACUUUGCCGUCUCUGACUAUGUGUUCAACACCGCUCUUCUCACUUAUCAGAGGGCUGGGGCUCUUGUCCUCACUUUGACUGAUAAUAUGAUCCCAAAGAAAUUCGGCAUUCAUUUGGACACUAAUUUAUUGCAAAGAGUAAUACCGUCGGUUUCCAAGAUGUACCCCAAUAUGCCCAUGAAGCUGGAGAUGUCAGCUGCCUCAACGCCAGCUCUGAAUAUUAACCCAGGAGGUGUGACUCUUUCGCCAGUGGGAAACAUCCAGGCUUAUGCCAUUCUGCCCAACUCCUCCCUGGCCCCUCUAUUUCUCCUUCAAGCGAAAACAAAUGCCUUUGCAAAGGUGGCAGUGAAUUCUGGGAACGUAGUACUCUCUCUAGAGAAUGGCAACGUGGAAGUUUCUCUGUCUCACUCUGAUGUUGGACCUUUUUCAGUUUCGGAAAUUAAUAAGCUCAUGAACUUAUUUGUCCCAGUGGUCCUUCCUCAUGUUAAUGACUUCUUGAGGAAUGGAUUCCCACUAACUUUCAUUGAGCACAUCCAGCUCAGGGAUAUUGUGAUUAAAACAUAUGAGCACUACCUCCUGUUUGGGGCAAAUGUACACUAUCAUUAAGAAAGAAUGGCAGUCAAGGAGCUGGAUGGACAUGGGGAAAUGGAUAAUGAAAUGAAUGAAACUAAUGUAACAUCAGGUCGUGUUCCUGGACCUCAGUGACUCUCCAUAACUUUGUGUAAUUAUAUGUCCUAUGUAUAAUGGGCUGUUCUUUAGCUCAAAAUAUAAUGGGCUGUAGCUUGGGGAAGGGAGGGGUUUGUUUAUAUCUAGAGUGGGCUCAGUGGGCUUCUGGUUGUUUGACUUUUCUGCUUGGGAUCAGGAAGUAGAAUGGGACUUUAGUUUCAUUUUCAAAAUGUUUUAUUUUAAAAUGUUGUU
Xenopus tropicalis (tropical clawed frog) is the source of this 1765-nucleotide messenger RNA. RefSeq names its product bactericidal permeability increasing protein like (gene bpil). NCBI's taxonomy places the organism in Eukaryota, Metazoa, Chordata, Amphibia, Anura, Pipidae. Bases 11 to 1453 code for a protein of 480 amino acids. Gene Ontology annotation, cellular component: extracellular region. The record is from RefSeq and is a predicted model, not a curated record. The transcript has 15 exons. Gene Ontology annotation, biological process: defense response to Gram-negative bacterium; innate immune response. Gene Ontology annotation, molecular function: lipid binding.